AUGAGCAAUUUAAAUUUUAAUGAGAAGUCUUCUAUUAAAUUUCAUGCAAAACACCAAGAUCUUAUAAAAAAACUAGAAAUUAUUCAUCCUUCAGUUGAAAAUUUAAAUUUAUCAGAAAGUGACGACGAUGAAGAUACAAAGAAUUCACCUUGGUUUGAAGAUUUAUUUAAACUAAGUUAUCAUCAAGGACGAUCUACAAAUUGGUGUAAAAGUUUAAGUGGUGGUCGUAGACAAAAUCUUUUUGAAACUUUUCCCAGAGAAGCUGGAGCAAAAGGAAGGUCUGUAGGAACAAAACGGUCAAGUAUAUUGAAAAAAUUAAACAGGUUAAAGAAUAGUCGACAUAGUAAAUCAUUAAGUUUUACUAGUAGUGAUGAUGAUGAUGAUGAAGACGAUGAUAGUUUGAAAUCUUUGAAAGAUAAACGUGAAAUUCAACCGAUGGACACAGAUAAUCCUAAAUUGUCGUUAGAAUAUAAAAUUCCGUCAAAUACAGAAUGGAAAUGGAUUGAAGGAGGAGAUGAUUCAUGUGGAAUUUGUCGAAUGCCUUUUGAAGCAUGUUGCGUGGAUUGUAAAACUCCUGGAGAUGAGUGCCCUAUUGUUUUAGGUGCCUGUAAACAUCCAUUUCAUAUGCAUUGUAUUGUAAAAUGGACAGAGGAUCGAGCUCAAUCUGCAAAACCUCAUUGUCCAUUAUGUAGACAAGAAUGGAAAUUUGCUAGUAAAUAA
This is a messenger RNA of Strongyloides ratti, 720 nucleotides long. Its product is annotated as AT07979p1. Lineage: Eukaryota; Metazoa; Nematoda; Chromadorea; Rhabditida; Strongyloididae. Gene Ontology annotation, biological process: positive regulation of mitotic metaphase/anaphase transition; protein ubiquitination; anaphase-promoting complex-dependent catabolic process. The coding region runs from base 1 to 720 and encodes 239 amino acids. The transcript is spliced from 2 exons. The record is from RefSeq and is a predicted model, not a curated record. Gene Ontology annotation, cellular component: anaphase-promoting complex; nucleus. Gene Ontology annotation, molecular function: cullin family protein binding; ubiquitin protein ligase activity; zinc ion binding.